ACUGAUAUACAAUUAUUGCUAGUUCCAAGCGGUAAGAAGGAUGCUACGGUGCGCCCAUCGUUUCCAACUGCGCCGUUCCGCCUGUCCAAAGAAAGGCAGCGAUCAGUAAAUAAGAAUAUUAUAUUACUACCCGAUCCUGCAGUUGUGCAGAUUGCGGGUGUUGAGUUUGCUGUCUCGGCGUCUGAAAUCAUCCAGCGUUUGGGGAGAGAGCAGAUAAGCUGCUCUGGAAAUAAAGAGAACGAAGAUCGUAUGACUUGUCUUGUCAACGAGCUGUUCAGGCAGCGGUCGCUCUACCCGUUGUAUCCAUCAUCUGCUGAUAUUUCCUAUCGAUUAUCUGAAGCCAUAAAACGCUGUGUACUUUCGAGAAUACCUCAUUUCAUUAUACUUUCAUCAAUACUUGCACCUGUAGUAAAGGUCGUUUCCGGUUCGGUGUUUGUCAAUCCAAAUGUACUGGCACGAGGAAGCAGUGGUACAUUCGCGAAAUUAAAUAUUGACCUUAACAGUAUUGACAAAAAAAGCAUGGUGGAUUCAGCAGACAGCUCAGUUGCUGAUUUCUGCGAAAUUCACAUCGUCAGAUUAUGA
Molecule: messenger RNA, 582 nt
Organism: Gongylonema pulchrum
Lineage: Eukaryota; Metazoa; Nematoda; Chromadorea; Rhabditida; Gongylonematidae
Source: the annotation of a GenBank genome assembly